Habropoda laboriosa is the source of this 873-nucleotide messenger RNA. It is a transcript of the gene beta4GalT7, whose product is annotated as beta-1,4-galactosyltransferase 7. The record is from RefSeq and is a predicted model, not a curated record. Gene Ontology annotation, biological process: proteoglycan biosynthetic process; carbohydrate metabolic process. NCBI's taxonomy places the organism in Eukaryota, Metazoa, Arthropoda, Insecta, Hymenoptera, Apidae. Gene Ontology annotation, molecular function: xylosylprotein 4-beta-galactosyltransferase activity.
AUGGAAGUUUGGAAAAAUAUAAAAUCUAAAUAUAUAUUUGCUUGCAUUUUGAUCACAUUUAUCAUUUCAUGCUUGGUAAAUAUUGCACCUAUAAGUAUUGAUGAAUGUAAAUGUGAAAUAGUUACUCAGUCAAGUCAGUACAAUUAUCAUAAACAAGAGAAUAAUGAUGAUGAAGCUUAUACGAAAUCUUUGCAUCGUUUAGCUAUACUUGUGCCAUUUCGAGAUCGUUUUGAAGAAUUAUUGAUAUUUGCUCCAUAUAUGAAAAAAUUUUUAGAUAAACAAAAUAUAAAUUAUCAUAUAUUUAUACUUAAUCAGGUUGAUAGGUUUAGAUUCAAUAGAGCCUCUCUUAUAAAUGUAGGCUUUCUUGAAAUUUCUCCAGAACUACAUCCUAGAUAUCAUUACCCAACUUUUGUUGGUGGAAUAUUACUUAUUAAAAGAGAACAUUUUAUGCAAGUAAAUGGAAUGUCUAAUAAAUAUUGGGGAUGGGGUCUUGAAGAUGAUGAGUUUUAUGUUAGAUUGAAAGAAGCUGGAUUAACAGUUAUAAGACCACAAAACAUAUCUACUGGAACACAUAACACAUUCAAGCAUGUACAUGAUAGGAAUCAUAGGAAACGAGAUAUGAUCAAAUGUUAUAAUCAACGUGAAGUUACUCGAAAACGAGACCGUCAAACUGGCUUAAAUAAUGUUUCUUACAAAAUGUUAGGUACAAUUAAAAUGACUAUUGGGGAUACUCCAUUAACCGUCCUUAAUAUUUCUUUAAUGUGCGAUAAAAUAAAUACACCUUGGUGCGAAUGUGAUAAAAUAAUUAGUUCUAAGGAUGGAAAAUCAAAGGAAAAAAAGAAGGUCAAUAAUAAGUCUACCACUAGAUUGUAA